Symbiodinium sp. CCMP2592 is the source of this 2001-nucleotide messenger RNA. The record is from the annotation of a GenBank genome assembly. Lineage: Eukaryota; Dinophyceae; Suessiales; Symbiodiniaceae.
AUGAGACUGCGCCGUUGCCCGGAUGAGAGCAGCGUGACACUGGCUGUGUACAAGGAGCCAAUUCCACAGGAGAAUGGCUGGCUCUGGGUGCAGAAGGAGUCCAAAGACAUGUGUGGCGGCAGUGGCAUCGUGGAUGAGAAGAUCCUGGUGCUUGAGGUCCUCUGUAAGAGCUUGCCGACUACUUGCGAAGUGUAUGAUGUGUUGAAAUCCCCGGAUGAGGCAGAAUCGGUCACCCGCAUUCUGGACAAGCAUUUGCGAGACGAUAUGCACAACAUGCCCAUGCUUGUGGUGGAGGCGCACAAGCCGCCCCACACCAGUCCGGCAGUACGGUACAUCCUGGACAAAGAGCUGCAGGACAAGACGGUCGGCAUCGUCUCCAAGUGCGAUUUGUGCAUCGACAACAGGGAUGCUCUCCGAGCGCGGAUCUUGCAUGAGCCUUCAGUGCCCACAGACGGCUCGCCCAGCGAGUCGCCAGAGGACUUUCUUGCACACGAUCUCGGCGCUGUCCGGAUGAAGUGCUGGAUCGCAAGCAUGCAGGGACCCGAGAAGCAGGGCGAGGAGCGAGCGAAGGAGCUCGAGACACACAACUUCGAACGGGAGAAUGCUUAUUUUGCGAAGAUCCCAGAGCUGCAGGACCUCCAGGAGAAGGGGCACGCAGGAGUCCCAUGCCUCGUGGAGAAGCUUCAGAAGGAAUAUCUCAACCACCUGCACCUGUCCUGGAAGUGGGAUGCCUUCUACAAGCUGGAGGCAAAGUUGGACCGGCUGCAGUUCGAUCUGAGCUUGCUCGGAGUGGUGCCGGAGGACCAGAAAGAGCAGCUUGCAAGUGCGGAGGCUUUGUAUCAGUCCUUCGUCACGGACGUGCUUGGAGACGGCCUGUUUCGAAGGAUCUCAGAUGCUCUGCUCCAGUUCCAGGGAUCAGGCUACACGUGCGAAGGCUUCAAGCAGCAGAGUGCUAUUGAUCGCGCAUGCGCUGAGAUUCGCAAGAUCACGGGAGAGGCUCUCGAGGCAGUUUCCAGUCAUCUGGUGAAGCCGGUGCGGGAGAUCCUCGAGACGGAAAGCAAGGUCACCCAUGCUCCAGAGUGCCUCGGGCUCGAGCCACUGCAAGCCUUUGAGGAGGGCAAACGCUGGAAGAGUAUGCAGCAGACGCUGAGAGAUCAGCCGAUCAUCCAGCUAAGCAGCUACGCAACAUACACCGAUGCCAUCAUGCAGCGGUGCGAGACCCUGCAUGCGGAUGCCGUUCAGCAGCUCCGGAACAAGAGCGAGGAGCUUUUGAAGCGCUUGGCCGAUCUUGACGCGCCGUCCCCCUGGAUUCAGGUGAAAGCUUUAUUUGAGCCGCAGGGCUUGGGCACCUCCCGAAGCAAGGUGGUGAUGUACUGCAAGGCAGAAGAGUUUGCCCACGCAAUGUAUGCACUUUUCCUUCGCCAUAUACCCUCGCAAGAUCAGCUGGCGAAUUUGCACGAAGGCCUUCCUGUGGGCGAAGAGCGAGCGGAGACGCGAUCGCAGGUCGACAGUCUGACGGCGGAGAGGGCAAAGGUGCUCGAAGCUCGGACUGGCAUCCGCGACGCGCUUUCCAUCGAUGACGAAGAGUUCGCAGAGAUCCAGCAGAAGUAUGAGGCGGCGGCUUUGUUGAAACCUCCCUUCGUAGCGCCGACACCAAGCACCACGGAGGCCGGCAGCUCCAGCGGCGAGGACUCAGGAGGAGUUAGUGCCUCAUCUUCGGACGGGGAGAUCGUGGCGACUAUCAAGGUUCACUGCAAAUCUUGGGCAUCAAGCUUUGAGAUGGAACUCCUGAGCGAGGCAACCGUGCAAGACCUGAAAGAGCUUAUCCGAGCAGAACUUGGCGAGUCCUCUGAGCAGCAGCUGAAGCUCAUUUUUAAGGGCGACACGCUGGAAGACGCGCGCUGCGUGAAGGACCUCGGAAUUGCUGAGGAUGAGUUCCUUGUGGUGGACAAAGCUCAGGAGGCAGAUGACUUGCUUCAUGACUUGGUGGAGCAACAGUAG